AUGGGUCCCGGUUUUCUGUCCAUCGGCAUGGCACAACAUUGGUCUGAUCGGUUUCGUAAUGGGAAUUACGAACUUGAUGAUCAACCCAAGUGUGGAAGACCUAUCGAAGUCGAUAUCGAUCUUUUCAAGCAGCAGAUCGAACAAGAUCCACGACUGACGACACGUGCUUUAGCAGCGCUGCUGGGGUUCUCCCAUAUCACAGUAGAAAAACAUUUGGCUGAUCUUGGCAAGAGCUGGACAUAUGGGGUAUGGAUUCCACAUGAAUUAUCGACGUAUCAGCUUCAGUCAAGGGUGGACACGUGUAUGGAUUUAAUCACGUUUCAUCGCAAUCAUCAAUGGCUGCGCAAUCUUGUCACUGGAGAUGAGAAAGUUGCAACACCCAGAAUGGACACGCAUCCCAAAAAAGCGAUAUCGGCACGGCCAGCCAUCGGUCCCCUUCAUUGGGGAAGUUACAUAGUCACAGCUGAUCUCUAUUGUGCACAACUGGGUCGUAUUGUCCAAAAACUCAAAGGAAAACAAGCUCGAAUUUACUUCCUCCACGACAAUGCGAGACCACAUGUGGCAAAGUUGACUCGUGAAAAGUUAUUGCAGCUCGGCAUGCAACAAUCCCGAUUCGAUUCGAUUCCGAUUCUAGAAUCGAAUGGGAUUGGUUGGAAUUGGAAUCGGAAUCGAAUGGAAUCGGUCGGAAUUGGGAUUGGAAUCGAAUGGAAUUGGUUAGGAUUGGAAUUGGAAUCGAAUGGAAUUGACCCAGAAUUGGCUGGAAUUGAUCCGAGAUAG
This is a messenger RNA of Adineta ricciae, 777 nucleotides long. The record is from the annotation of a GenBank genome assembly. Lineage: Eukaryota; Metazoa; Rotifera; Eurotatoria; Adinetida; Adinetidae.